Messenger RNA from Megalops cyprinoides (Indo-Pacific tarpon), 4153 nucleotides. Its product is annotated as microfibril-associated glycoprotein 3-like. NCBI's taxonomy places the organism in Eukaryota, Metazoa, Chordata, Actinopteri, Elopiformes, Megalopidae. Bases 296 to 1333 code for a protein of 345 amino acids. The transcript has 3 exons. The record is from RefSeq and is a predicted model, not a curated record.
GAUUCACAACAAAACGUUGUGUUACAGUCCACUUUGAAAAGUGUGUUCCUUUUUAAACGAAACAACGUAACUGUUAGCUACUAACGACAGUCUGUACGACUGAAACGUAAGUCCUAAAAGGCAAAAAAAUUGUACCAGAUCGUCUUAUCCGAACCAGGAAAAACUCAGUCUAUGAUCUGAUUUGUGAUGGUCCAUUCUUGAGCUUCAUGUGGUUGUAAAGAGAGUCGGCUGAUUUAAACGAGGAAGGUUGACUAGCUAGCUGGCUGCGCGAAUUUUAUUCGAAAGCAAGCAAAAGAUGGAUACGUGUUUAAAAGUCUUUGUUUGCCACAUGAUCAUAGCACAGGUCGGUGCACAAACCGAAAUUCCCAACGGGCGACUCCAGAACAAGUCGCUAAUUCCAGCGCAUCGGCUCGCCAGUUUACCUCCUUUCCGAGACAUCGUGGUAAAAGAGGGCUCUAGCGUGUUAAUCGAAUGCAACGUGACUGGAAAUCAUGCUGGUGUUUCGUGGUACAACUCCAAAGGCCACAUAUUGGACGAAGAGGAAGGGGGGGGGAAAUGGUUGAUUCUGGAUAAAGGCAUUCUGAAUAUCACAACUGUCAGCUUUGAAGACAGAGGCAGGUAUACGUGUAUCGCAUCGGGCGCCUCCGGGACAUCAAACUACACCAUCACCCUGCGGGUGGCCUACACUUACAGCGGUCUGGGCCUGUACUACGUCAUCGUGUGCCUCAUUGCUUUCACCAUCACCAUGAUCCUCAACGUCACCCGGCUCUGUAUGGUCAGCAGCCACCUGCGCAAGACAGAGAAGGCCAUCAACGAGUUCUUCCGCACCGAGGGGGCGGAGAAGCUGCAGAAGGCCUUCGAGAUCGCCAAGCGCAUCCCCAUAAUCACCUCUGCUAAGACGCUGGAGCUGGCCAAGGUCACGCAGUUCAAGACCAUGGAGCUGGCCCGGCACAUCGAGGAGCUGGCCCGCAGCGUGCCCCUGCCUCCACUCAUCCUCAACUGCAGGGCCUUCGUGGAGGAGAUGUUUGAGACGGUGCAAGUCAGCGACCCCGACCAGCCCAGGGGCAGGAUCAAGCAGCGGCAGGCCAUCGGUGCCCGCCCGGAUGGGGAUGAUGUCGACGGCGCUCCAGCUCCGUCGGUGGAGCAGAGCUCUGAACCAGAGAGGGAAAGAGAGGGAGAAGGAGCAGAUGAAGCUGUGAAUGAGCAGAGUCUUGACAUUGCGGUCUCUGUUCAUCCCCAGUCAGAGUGCUCAGAGGCAGGUACUGAUGCAAAGGCCGAGUGCCAAGAGGCACCAGGCAGCCCUAAACGCGUGCUUUAUGAAAGUCAUAUUUAGCCAGCGGGCGAUCCACAGCUCUGAGAUUGAAGCCCAAAAUUAAGCUGCCCAAUGAGAAACCAAAAGUAGUGUUUCCCAGUUACAACACUGACCACGGUCUCCUGUUAAGGUGAAUUUUAGCGUUGAAAGUUUCUGGUAUCUCAGACCUCGAAUUUCCAGGUGUAUGACUUUGAACUGCUGAAUUGAAUUGAUUUGAUACACUUAGCCACUGAAAUACCAGUUUGUUUGUGCCUGAGUGAUCUUAAUCUGUGACCAGAGGACAGAAUCAAAAUGUACUGGCUCAUGAGAUUUGGUUGAAGGUUUUUUCCCCCAGAUAGUGUUUAUGGUGAUUGUACUUGGUAGUGUGAAGUGAGGAGGGUGUUUUGAGGAGCCUUUUGUGAUCAGCAUUGCGAGUGGGUGUUCUCUGCAACUGCCAAGGAUGGUCUUUGUUUUUCUCUAAUGUGUGAGAAUUACUGAGGGAAAGGGACUAUGAUUUUCAGUAUGACUCAUAGCGACUGAAUGAUGCCAAGUAGACCCAUCAGAAUGCAUUGGCCUCCAUUUUGCAGCUCUUAAUCCUGGGCUAGUUGCAACUGCCGAAGGAAGCCACAUAAUACUAAUUAGGAUGUUAUGUGAAUAUUAUCCUAAGCAAUUAUAUUACAGUAUAAUUUAUUUCCUCUUAAAGCAGCUUAUCAAGAAGCUAGCAUUACAUCUCAUGUGCCAAAACAAUCUGUUUUGAAGUGGUAUUUUGUCUUGUGCUUGUUAUGGUGCAUUGCUCAUUCUGGCUAAGAGCUGCAUAGACCUUAUUUACUUGAGAUAUACAUAGGUAUGAUCAGUACUGUACAGUGUAUUCAGGAUCUUGCUUCAUUGCGAAUUUGGUAACGGUUGUCUAAAGAUAAAAGUAUAUAUCAAGAUAAAUUGAGUAAAAAAAGGAGUUGAAUGACUAAAUGCAGUGAUGCCAUCUUUCCAAGUGAUGGCGCUCUAACACUGCUCUAAAAUGUCAAGAGAUGAGACAUGGCAGCUGUAAAGUUCCAGCGAAUGGAUCAAGAUAUAUAAAAUAGAUAUGCAGGGCUAUAGCAGUACAAUUAUCUCUAAAUCCCUACAAAAAAUUUACAUCAGUAAAAACUAACAACAUAUAGGCCUAAAAUACACCACGGAGGAACACCAGAAACCCAUUAAACCCAUUCUUGCACACUGUUCAUUCUUUUUUUUUAAUGUGUGGAUGUUAAAUCCUGAAUGGCUUUGUCCACAACCUAAAGCCAAGUAGGCAUUGUUCAAAUGGACAGUAUUGUUAGGGCAGCUACAGUUGUAUAAGACCGUCAUUAUAGCAAUAACUAUGACAUCACACCAAAAUGUAGAAAAUUGAUAUGAGAUCUUUUAAAAUGUGUUUGGGUAUAAGCAAGAUCAGGAACAGUAACUCUGAGGUGAAAAAUCUCAAGACACUGUGAGGGAAGUUAUAUUGGUUAUUACAAGCAGGUGUAUUUGCUAGCUGAAACACAUCUACAGCCAGUCAUUGGACUUGCUUUUCCAGUAAUGCUGGUGAUUCCAGUUAAACAGCUGCUUUGAUAAAAGAGGAAUGUUCCAAAUACAUGGUCAACAAAUGCGUCACCUCAUGACCUGAGUGCCUUUGGAAUAAUAUUGCUGUCACAAUUAUUUUUACUCUUCAUCUCUCUGCUUGGUUUCUUUGAUAUAAAAGAAUGUGAGUCAAAUUUGAGAAAUUUUUCCAUGUGUCAUUACAUAUAAAAUCAGUAACUUUUAGUCACUAAUUAGUAACUCCAAACAAGUGAAAACCCACCAUUGUUUGUAUCCAAAGAACAAUAAUUAAUGAAUGACACAACUCACAUUCCUAAAUUACUGGAAGAUGGAAUAUAUCCUAUAAUUCUAUAUCCUAUAAUCCUAUAUACUGACGUCCCCUUGGAAGAAAUUUGCAUUGUGUCUGUAAAGGCUGGUAGACCCAACCAAAAAUAAAACUAGCACUUUAGAACGGGCUGCAGUUGAAUACAAACAGUUAUGUAAUUGACAGGAACAUAAUAUUAUCUUGUAAGUACAUUUUUUAAUUCAAAAUAGGGACAAUAUUCAUCAAGAAUAUGGAACAGACAAGAUAAAUACGGGCACAGAAAAGUUGUGAGUGUAAUAUGUUUAAGAGAUGAAAUUAACUAACACUAAAAAAAGAAAUACAGGAAAGCCUUAUGAUUAACCUCUUGCUCUGUUUAAAUAUGGAAAAGUAAUUUUGGCAUUUAUAUAAUGGAGGUAGAGUUAUGGUCAUAAAUGUAACAUGAUUCUAGGUUGAUGGAGAUUGUGUUAGGUUGAGUGAUAGGCUGAAGGAUGAGCUGCUUGUACGUGGGUAGAAAGGUUUCGUCACCUUACAGCAGGGAAGUACUGUGAUGAGCAGUCUAAAAAACAAAGCACUUUUGAAACUAGAAAACUAUGUAGGGUCGCAGAUGCCAGUGGAAGCUUGGCAGUUGGACUAAUUUGAGCUGAGCAUCUGUUUGUCUUGAGAGAAAACAGUCGAAGAACUCUGCGCUGUUAAAUGAAGAGGAGGCAGAGUGGUGUGAAGCAUGUUACCUUUUCACAGUUAAAACAUAUUUCACUGGUCUUGUAUUCAUAUGCAGUACUACAGACAGCGUGUAGUUCAGAUAAUGCUAAAUUAAUUUAAUUAAUGGCAAAGGAGCAUUGCUUUAAAGGUGUGGGGUUAAGAAGUAAUCAAGUCCAAACAAAUGAUUAAUUUCAUGAAGAGUACUUGUGUGUUAGUCCUUACAUACUGAAGGACUUUGAAGAAAUGAGCCAAUGGGAGGAGUGGAUUGGCUCAUUUCAUGCUUCAGGUGUGGGCCAGGUGUGUGUGCG